CACAUUUUUAAUGGUUUCAUUUUUGUUUUUGCGGCCGUCGUAACCAAAAUCAAGAGCCGGCAGAUGUGGGUAAAAGGACAAGGAAUAUUCAAAACGGAAAGUCCUUUAUAAAAUGGCAAAUUAAAAAUCAAAAGCUCUAACAAAUGGACAAAAACUGUCAUAGUCCUGAUGUAGAAAAGGUGAUGGCAAUAUAAUGAGUAACGAAACUGUCUGUUCUGUGUGCUAUGAUACAUUCAAAUUUCCCAAAAUGCUACCAUGCAAACAUUCAUUUUGUAUAUCAUGUCUUCACGAAUUUCUGGGAGGUUUACAAGAUCAGUCAAACUUAAUAUGUCCGUUAUGCAGAGAACCUUGUUAUGUACCAGACAAGGGAUUUACCGAAUUCCCAACUAAUUACUUUGUUCCAGUCGAGAAACCACCCAAAUUGUGUCAAGAAUGCAUAAAACUACCUGUGUACCAUAACUGUUUCUUAUGCAGUAUAUUUCUAUGCAAAAAAUGUAAACGAAUGCAUUCUCAUACUAAACAUGUAACUGAACGAACACGCAGUGACGACAGUGACGACGAAGACACCACCAGUCUUCCUCCACAUUUACAAUGGCGACUUAUGCAUCAAAAUAUGAAGACUGAAUUUUUAUGCAAACACAUUUCUUUGUUUGUCGCCGAAUUUCUUCCUAUAGAAGAAAUAAGAAAAACUGUCCGAUCUAUGGCAUUUUCAAGAAAUGGUGGCGUUUAUGUCAUACUGGAUGAUAACGAAUUUCUCUUAAAGUACGACAUACAUGGUAAAAUAAUGGACAGAAUUCUGUUGCCAGCUAAAGCAUUAACCGUACUGGAAAUAAAGAAUGGAUGUAUUUUACUGGCACAUGUAGGAGCUAAGGUUGUUGGUUGUUACUGUCCACCGAACGUCCAAGUCUUUGCCAGAACGCAAACUUUUCAUCCGAUUGGUUUAGCGGAACUUAAAAAUGGAAACAUUGUGGUCAGUGGACCAACACAUCUGUGCAAUGCAAAGUGUAAAGAUGGUGACUGUGAUUUGUCAAAAAAUAGUACUGGUGUUUUGCACAUUUACACAACAACAGGUACACUAUUGCGAGAAAUAUCUAAAGACGCAAUGGAGUAUAUUUUUAAGUGUCCGACUCAAAUGGCUUCAAGUUUUAAAGCUGAAACCAUUGCUGUAUGCGACACUAAACUUAAUAAAGUUAUAGUUCUGGAUUACGACGGAAAAGUGAGAGGAUUAUAUAAAGGCUGGGAAAAAAUGCCAUUCUCUCUAUUUACAAACGGAGAACCAUUCCUUCCUCUCUCUGUAUGCACAACUGCAGACGGGAAUUUUAUCGUAGCUGACAUUUAUAAAGAAUGUUUGCAUGUCCUUACUCCACUUGGAAAAUUUAUAGGCAUUAUGCGUGUUGAGGAAGGUGACUUUUUAUUGGAGAGCAGCGCUUUAUGUGUCGAUUCUGAACAAAAUAUUUGGGUUGGUCACCACUCUCAAGGAACAAUCACUGUUCUUAAGCCUAGUCGUCUGAAUAAUGUUUUCGACAAAAGACACUUUCCUUUCCUUCAUGAUGAAGAACUCCGAGUACCAUUGUUUCCAGAACUUAAUUUUGACGGGAACUAGAUGGCGAUGUCCUGACUCAACAAAAAAUAGUCCAAAAUAAGGGAUUUUGUCAUUUACUUUCAAAUGUUUAUAAAGGCAUAUAUUUCAUUCUUGUCUUUGAAUUUUGCGAUAACGAUUUAUUGACUGUUUCUUGCUUAACGCCCAGUUGCAAAUAUUCCAUGCAUUUUCAAGACGCACUAUGCGAUAAAGUAUCGUUGAUGCAGCUGAAUAAAGUAUAUAUAUAAUUAUAUAUUUCCCAGUCCAAAAAAAAAACGUCGAAACUUUCCCCGAACAGAAGUUUACCCGUGACGCUUUUUCUCCCGGGAAGCCUUGAUUUCUGUAUCACUAUAUUAUAAUUUUUAUGCGGUUAGUUUUUAUGUAAAGCUUCAUACUUAUCUAUAGCGUAUCGA
Molecule: messenger RNA, 1992 nt
Organism: Mytilus trossulus (common blue mussel)
Lineage: Eukaryota; Metazoa; Mollusca; Bivalvia; Mytilida; Mytilidae
Exons: 3
Coding region: 194-1603 (469 amino acids)
Molecular function (GO): metal ion binding
Source: RefSeq, a predicted model, not a curated record